Molecule: messenger RNA, 1445 nt
Organism: Helianthus annuus (common sunflower)
Lineage: Eukaryota; Viridiplantae; Streptophyta; Magnoliopsida; Asterales; Asteraceae
Product: protein ALP1-like
Exons: 2
Coding region: 141-1334 (397 amino acids)
Source: RefSeq, a predicted model, not a curated record
UCAUGUUUAUUUGCAUGUUCUCUCCAAAUUCUUUCCGUUUUCCCCUGCUUUCUUCUUCGUCUUCACAGUCCUCGUUUGACUUUUCCUUAAAAAAAUCAACUUAGGUUGUUGACUUUCGUUCUUGUUGAAUUGAUUCUCCAAUGGGCCCCACUAGAGGUUCCAAAUCGAAAAAGAAGUCUACUACCACCCUCUCUACUCCGCCGUUAAUUCACUCUCAACCCUCCGAUUGGUGGCAUGAUUUCUCCAAAAGGUUUCAUGGGGACUUAAAAAAGUCAACGGAUUCACAAAGUUUCGAAUCCAUGUUCAAGAUGUCAACCAAAACAUUUGACUAUAUCACUUCAUUUGUCAACGAAGAAAUGUCGGCCAGUAACAAAAACUACAUUGACCUCAACGGAAACCAGUUGAAUCUAUAUGACAUGGUUGGUGUUGCUCUAAGACGGUUAGGCUCCGGUGAUUCUUUAUCAACGGUUGGAACUUCACUCAACCUUCACCAAACCACCGUUGCUGGGCUAACCAAAAGGUUCGUGGAUGCCUUGGUAGAAAAAACUCACUCUCAUAUCUACUGGCCUUCAACUGAACUCGAGAUGGAGGACGUAAAGUCUAAAUUCGAGAAAAUUGGGGGACUCCCGAAUUGUUGUGGCGCAAUCGGCACCACCCACAUUUUGAUGCGUUUGUUAAACGUCGAAUGCUCAACCAACGCUUGGUGUGACCGAGAGAAUAACCAAUCCAUGGUUUUAUCAGCGAUCGUGGACCCCACUUUGAGGUUCCGUGACAUCAGCGGCGGGUGGCCUGGAAGUUUGACUGAUGAGUAUAUCUUUAAGGAGUCAGCAUUUUUGGAAUUAUGCAAAGACGGGGUUAGACUAAACGGGAAACAAAGACAACUUUCGGAAGGAAACGAAAUACAUGAGUAUAUUGUUGGUAAUUCGGGUUUCCCGUUGCUUAAAUGGAUGCUAACUCCGUAUCAGGGUGACCAACUUGGCGAUUAUGAAAUGAAAUUCAAUGAGAUGUUGUUUAAAACACAAAUGGUGACGAACGAAGCGUUUGUGAAGCUGAAAGAGAACUGGAAGAUCCUUAAAGGAGAAUUGUGGAGGCCUGAUAAAAACAGAUUACCGUUGAUUAUUACUGCGUGUUGCAUACUGCAUAAUAUACUUAUUGAUAUGGAAGAUGAAGUUCAAGAGACGCUCGUGUUUUCAGGCGGUCAUGAUUUGGAUUAUCGUCCUGUGUUUUGUGAUGCGGAUGAUGAUGAUCAAGUUGGUGCGGUUUUGAGGGAGAAGAUCUGUCGUUAUCUUUCCUUUCGGGAAAACGAUGGCAUGCAUCACAGUUCUGCAGCUUGACAUGAAUAAUUUCUGGUUUUCGUAUCUUUUUUUUUCUUCAUAUAUAAACUAUUGAGAUGAAACUGUGAGUUUAUCAAAGGGUAGUUGUUGUUCUCUGGAUUUUUUUUAAAG